Molecule: messenger RNA, 1078 nt
Organism: Paramecium sonneborni
Lineage: Eukaryota; Ciliophora; Oligohymenophorea; Peniculida; Parameciidae
Source: the annotation of a GenBank genome assembly
AUGGCAUAAUAAUAAUUGUAAAGGUAUGAUGCUGAUGAAAAUUUGUCUAAAUUUCUCAAUAAAGAAUUAGGUAAAUCAAUAAAAUUUAAAAAAAAACAUGUAAAAAUGAAAUUUACAAGUUUAGGAGAAAGAACUUAAUAAUUUAUUGGCUUAUCAAUAAAUAAUUUAGGAUGAAAAACUAAAGAAUGAAAAUAAGUUACAUUAAAUGUUUUAUAAGGAGAAAUUGAUUGAAAAUUAAAAAAAACAAAAGGAAGAUUUUGUAAUAAUUCUGAUUAUGAUUAGCUAAAAGAAUAAAAAGUAAACAAGGAUCAUUAAUUUUUAUAUAAAUAAAAAGAAAAUGAUUAUAUAAAUGCUUUGGAUGCAAGUUGGUGUUUUUAUUAAGAUUAUUCUCCUUCAAAAGAUGUAAAACCACUGAAGGUUGAUGCUGAAAGAGAGAAAGUUCUUCGAUUCUUAUUUAAACAACUAUAAUCUACUACUGAUAAUGUAGAAAGAGCCUUAAUAAAAAAGAAAAUUAAUAAAUUUCGAGAUUCUGAAGUAUAAAGCCUUUCAUAAUUUAUAAUAGAUUUCUAAAAAGAAAUUAGAAUAUAUUGAUCAUAAAAUAGAAUAUGCAAAACAAGUCAGAAGUGAAUCUCUCGAUAGAUCUAUUGAUAAAAUAAGAAUGCAUGAUAUGCAUAUUAUUGAUGUAUAAGAAAAGAAUAACCUUAUUAAUUAAGAGAAACAAUCUUAUUAUAGUGACAAAUUAAAUUAAAUUGAAUAGAAAAUUAAAAUGAUAGAAAAUUAAUAAUAGCGUAACAGGCUUAAUAGAUUAAAUUUCGAAUAAUAAAAGGAUGAAUAUCGUUAAGCAGUUAGAUCUAAUUCCUAAACUCUCAUUUAGCAAAAGGAAUUAUUGAAUUAAAAUCAUUUUAGUGAAAAGGUUUAUAAAUUAAACUUUUUGGUCGAUCAGAAACAAAAGCUCCUAAAACAAAGAUAAGAAUUAUUGGAUGGGUUAAAUUAAAAAAGAGUUAUAGCUAGACAAUCUUUAGAUGAUGUUAAAUAUCCCCAAUUAAACUCGAAUAAUUACAAAGCAAUAUAUUUUUGA